Messenger RNA from Gasterosteus aculeatus aculeatus (three-spined stickleback), 3040 nucleotides. Lineage: Eukaryota; Metazoa; Chordata; Actinopteri; Perciformes; Gasterosteidae. The record is from RefSeq and is a predicted model, not a curated record.
AUGCCGAUAUUCAAAGAGGCAGCUCUAAAACAACAGGAACAUAUGUAUGCUGUACAGUGGAGGCUUGGAGGCUUGGAGUGGAGGCUGAAUCCUGGGACACAAGCCAAAGGUUCCUCACAAGGAGACACUUGCGGACUGAAGCCUGGACCAGCAGGACAUCCCUGGGAUCGCCACUCAACCUUUACCGUCGCAUUAACCUUUUCUCCUGGCGGUAACAGGUUCUGUGCGGAGUGCUUGCAGCCGUGUCUCCAGGUGACCUCGCCCCUCUGCCCUCUCUGUCGCGUGCCCUUUGACCCCAAGAAGGUGGAACGCUCCUCCAGCGUGGAGAAGCAGCUGGUCUGUAACAAGAAGGUGGCCCUGGCAAAGAUGAGGCCCCGCAUUGCGUCCUGUUCCAAAGUACAGGAGCAGAUAGCUAAUUGUCCUAAGUUCGUCCCUGUGGUGUCCACCUCCCAACCUGUACCAAGGUAUGUUCCAAACCGCUCAACGUUUGUGUGUCCGUUCUGUGGGGCCGGACAGCUGGACCAGCAGGCGCUGGUGGAGCUCUGCAUGGACAGUCACCGCAACGACCCCAGUAAAGUGGUCUGCUGGUGUUGUGUGCUGAUGGAUGACUCCCCCGAUGGGCUCAGUCCUUCCAACUUCCUGCAGCAUCUGCUCCACAGACACAAGUUCUCUUACGACACGUUUGUUGACUACAGCAUCGAUGAAGAAGCGGCACUGCAGGCGGCUCUGUCACUGUCACUGGCUGAAAACUGACACCAAUCCCACCGCGAGACGAACCCUUCCAUGCUCCGACGCCCUUCCCUGCACUGCUGCACGCCGUCGCUCCAGACGCUAUCAUCCAGCCAACAGAAGAAAGCCCCCGACCCAGCCGGGUGAUUCACAUCACAAAGAACGCCGAACAGCUUUGGAUUUGGUAAUUACCUUCCUUCCUUUACUCAUUCAUUUUCUCCUGGUUCGAAGCAGUUUGGCUGUAUCUUCACUGCAGGCUUGGAGUGGAUCCAGUGACUGUAACAAGUCAGCCAAUGGUAAAAAGCCCGGUUCCACUCACGGUUUCGGUUCCUCUGCCAAGUGGACCUCCACGGCAUGAGUGGUACCUGGGUGGAAACAUGCGUGUGUGUGAGUUGGAACAUCCUGAAGGCUGUUGACUCUUGAACUCUCAUCAGUGGCCGGUGGUCACUUGCUGGGAAGGUCCUGAUGCUGUAACUUGUCCGGUGGACACGUGUUAAACAGGAGCAUUCACUUCAAGAUGAGGUCAAAGUAGCAUUAUCUAGCACUCAAACGCUAAUAACGAACCCAAAAAUAUGAAAUGAAAGUAUUAGAUACUGUGAACUAUUAUUUACUUGAUGCUUCUAUAAACUUCUACAAAGUUGGUUUGUAGUAUUUUACACUUAAAAGAAAAAAAGAAAAAACUAGAUCAUGUGGUUAUUUUUAUAGACAGGCCGUUGGACCAACACGACAGAAGAGUUCAUCCUGUUGCUCAGCUGUGCAGGGCGGUCGAGGUGACUUGUUGACUGUCAAACGGAAUCGUAAAAGCGUUCCAAACAGCAGUGGUGGAAUUUUAUUUUGGUAGGGUCAGCCAAUCCGUUUCAGUAAACACCAGUAUGAUUCAAUGCAAAGGAAGCAUACCAAACACGCAUUCUUACUUUGCAGUUAAAUAUUUAACAUUUUAACAUAAUAAGGACAUCUAAUUCAUACAAUUCAGUACAUCCAUGAAUAUAUACUGUAUAGCCAAGAGGACGUGCAGGAAAAGCAUAUAUUUCUUAAUUUACAGUUACUACCAGUUAUAUAAUCCAUGUUUCCAAAACACACAUAUACAACAAAUCAAAUGUAAUUUGUCGUAUAAUAUAUACACACAUUGACUAUUUGUCAAAUGUAUUUUCAGUACAAAAUGAAUCAUGCUCACGGUGGGGCGACGCUCCAUUGCCCUCUAUGGACCAGGCACCACUGCCAAAUAGCCUUAAACUGCACCUACAUUAUGGGCAAUAGUUGGGAGCAAAGUUAGCUGACUGCUAAAACCUCAUACAAGGUGAAUCAUGGUCCAAAGGUAGGACAUCAGCUACGGGAUGUGGUUUGCGCAGGUAUGGAGGAUCCGGUUGUGGUCUCAGACAAUCCCUGAGCUGAACAUAUUGAUGAUGCAUGAACGUAUGGAUGCAUGGAUGAGCGAAGAAGGACGUGUAAAAAACAUGGAGGACUUCAAUUAGAGUCAAUGGGAGAGAGAUUUACUGGAUUCACUUUACAGCAAACUGGUUUAAACUUUAGGUCUCUAUUCGAGCCCCAACUUUAGUAUUUUGACAGCUUUGAACAGCCGUUUGCCCGUGUUAACCCUAUGAUGUUAUAAAACAAUGUUAGCGAGCCAUGCUAACGUCGUUCGAAAAGUAUUAUUUUCUGAAACUAUGAGAUUCAGAAUUAUGCAACAAUAUAACAAUAACAUUAGUUUGCUAACGACAAAGCCUAGGUUGCUGAAUUUAUGUAUUUAAGUUUAUUAACAUUCGCUGUUUGACGAUACGUUACCUUUCCAUAAGUUAUACUGACUGGACCUCAGUCCACAAUCUCACUGGAGAGAAAUGAUCCACCUGAUGAAAGCAGAGGUCUGUGCAGUCACUUGAUCACAGCUCUGCUUCAGGAAGCCAGCCGCGUUGUCCUACAGGUUUAAAUGCUGGUAACUUUGUCCUGCAGAGACACAUUCAGUGUGUCCAGUUCGCAAAAUAUAGCUGCCAGACCUCCACACCAUCAGAAAGGGUUACUGCAGAAGUUAAUACUUGUUGUGUGAUUAGCUUCUGCUCUUUGCUUGACUGAAAGGAGAUGAUCUUACAUAUUUUUGUAACUUUUUGAACAGUGGGUCCAGUAGCAUAGUGGUGAGGUAUUUUCGGUUAUGUAGCCAUGUUUGAAUCCCACACCUACCACUCUUUUUUUUCUCUUUCUGACCACGCAUCCGGCUGACCGGUGCAGCUUUAAUAAUUCCAUUAUUCUUGCUUUGUGUUAUUGUUCAUUUAUAUGCACACAACAAUGGAAUUUGUUAAAUAAACCACAUAAAACAAAG